Molecule: messenger RNA, 1368 nt
Organism: Meriones unguiculatus (Mongolian gerbil)
Lineage: Eukaryota; Metazoa; Chordata; Mammalia; Rodentia; Muridae
Product: estradiol 17 beta-dehydrogenase 5
Exons: 9
Coding region: 154-1158 (334 amino acids)
Biological process (GO): progesterone metabolic process; prostaglandin metabolic process; doxorubicin metabolic process
Cellular component (GO): cytosol
Molecular function (GO): bile acid binding; ketosteroid monooxygenase activity; androsterone dehydrogenase [NAD(P)+] activity
Source: RefSeq, a predicted model, not a curated record
CCAAAGUGAGGGGAACAAGGACUGUUUCUAACAGGAACUCAAUGACUGGCUCUUUGGUCUCCCCACCCCCGAAGGGAGGAGCAGUCCUUUUAGGCCACAGAGGAGGGCUUUGCAGCCAGUCCUGAAGAUACCUGAUAAAACAGGAUCAGAUGAAUGGGGAAGAGGUCGCCCCUAUCAGUGGAAGCCAUGAAUUCUAAGCAGCAGACAGUGAGACUAAGUGAUGGCCACUUCAUCCCUAUUCUGGGCUUUGGUACCUAUGCACCUCAAGAGGUACCGAAGAGAAAGGCUACAGAAGCCACCAAAAUAGCUAUAGAAGCUGGUUUCCGACAUAUUGAUUCUGCUGCUAUGUAUCAAAAUGAAGAGGAAGUAGGACUAGCCAUCCGAAGCAAGAUUGAAGAUGGCACCGUGAAGAGGGAGGAUAUAUUUUACACAACAAAGCUUUGGGUUACUUUUCAUCGUCCAGAACUGGUGCAAGUUUGCUUGGAACAGUCACUGAAGAAACUCCAGUUGGAGUAUGUGGACCUGUACCUCAUACAUUUUCCAACAUCUCUGAUGCCAGGAGAGAAUUAUUUUCCAAGAAAUGAGGAUGGCAAGUUCAUCCUUGACACAGUGGAUUUCUGUGCCACCUGGGAAGCCAUGGAGAAGUGUAAGGAUGCAGGUUUGACCAAGUCCAUCGGGGUGUCCAACUUCAACCGCAGGCAGCUGGAGAAAAUCCUGAACAAGCCUGGGCUCAAGUACAAGCCUGUGUGCAACCAGGUAGAAUGCCAUCCUUAUCUCAACCAGGGAAAACUUCUGGAUUUCUGCAAGUCAAAAGACAUUGUUCUGGUUGCUUACAGUGCUCUGGGAAGCCAUCGUGAAAAACAAUGGGUGGACCAGACCUCCCCCAUUCUUUUGGAUGACCCAGUCCUUGGUUCCAUGGCAAAAAAAUACAAGCGAACUCCAGCCCUGAUUGCCCUUCGCUACCAACUGCAGCGUGGGGUUGUGGUCCUGGCCAAGAGUUUCACUGAACAGAGGAUAAAAGAGAAUAUGCAGGUCUUUGAAUUUCAGUUGACUCCAGAGGACAUGAACGUCCUUGAUGGCCUGAAUAAAAAUAUCCGAUACAUAGCUGCUUCUGACUUUAAAGGCCACCCUGAUUUUCCAUUUGGGGAUGAAUACUAACAUGAAGGCCUGUGUCAUGCCUUGUGUUAGAAGUCACUGCAUAUGAAUGGUAAUGAGCAGGGCUGUUCAAAUGGUGAUGACUCUAUAUGUCACCUUGAGCCAUACUUCUGAACAAUUCUGGCUCUGGGAAUCUGAGUCACAGGCAAGCAAACAAAAGAAGUAAAUAUUUCUUCCUUCUGAUUAGAAAUAAAAGAAUAAUUUUCUUCAGCA